This is a messenger RNA of Balearica regulorum gibbericeps (East African grey crowned-crane), 1861 nucleotides long. The record is from RefSeq and is a predicted model, not a curated record. NCBI's taxonomy places the organism in Eukaryota, Metazoa, Chordata, Aves, Gruiformes, Gruidae.
CUGGGCAGCAACCUGGCCGCCCUGGGCAGCCUCCUGCAGGACUACGGGCACCUCCAGCAGCGGCUGGACAACGUGGAGAAUCUCCUGAAGAACAGUGGAUCCUGCGGCUGCCCCCUGGCUCUCGGGGUACCGCUCACAUUCGAUGACAUUUCAGUGUACUUCAAUGAGCAGGAGUGGGAGAGACUGGACCGUUGGCAGAAGGAUCUGUACAGGGCUGUGAUGAGGGGGAACUACGAGACGCUGAUCUCCCUGGACUAUGCUGUGUCCAAGCCUGACAUCCUCUCCCGGAUCGAGAGGGAUGAAGAGCUCUGUGUAAAAGACAGUCAGAAGUCCCCGCUGACAGGCAUCCAAGACGGUCAGGAGUCCCCACUGACACCAGAAGAGAUGGACCAGGUGGAAGAGGCUUUGGGAGAAGAUGAAGUCCCCGUGGAAGCUGACACUGAUAAGUUAGACUGUGCUGUGUCCAAGCCUGACGUCCUGUCCCAGAUCGAGAGGGAUGAAGAGCUCUGCGUCAAAGACAGUCAGGAGCCCCCACUGACACGUAUCAGAGACAGUCAAGAGCCCUCGCAGACAAGUGUGCGAGACAGUCAGGAGUCCCCGCUGACACAUAUGGGAGACAGUCAGGAGUCCCCACAGACGCCAAAAGAGAUGAACCAGAAGGAAGAGGCUUUGGGAGAAGACAAAGUCCCCACGGAAGCUGACGCAGAACUCCCCAUCCUGGUGAUGAAUGUCAUGUCCCUGAGUGCGCAGAAAGAGGAGCUGCGCAGGGAAGAUCAGCCUGAGACAGAGAUGGAAGAGGACCCGGCUGAGUCCAACAGUGAGGAAGGCUUUUUAAUGGAAAAUGAAAUAGCAUGUGGAGGGGCUUCUGAAAGCAUCAAGGUGAAGGAAGAGGAGCCUGAGGUGCUGCAAGAGGUUUCUGCACCUUCUCCUGACCCAGAGAUCCAGAAGUGCCCCAAAACUGAGCAGGCCAAGGCCAAGAGCAAGAAGAAGCCGAGCAGGUGUGAAAGCAGCAGCCUGCUGAUGGGCAACUGUCGGCGCGGCUACGUGCGCGAGUGGUCGCACCCCUGCACUGAGUGUGGGAAGCGUUUCCGUCUGAAAAUCAACCUCAUCAUCCACCAGCGGAGCCAUGCCAAAGAGGGACCCUACGAAUGCACGAUAUGUGAGAUCAGCUUUGCGGACAAACGCCACCUGGACCUUCACCAGAGCAUCCACAUAAAAGAUAGGGCCUUUGGGGCCAAGGUCUGGGGGAACGUCCACCCAGAGCUGAGGAUCCGGCCGAGGAGGAAGUUCUGUGGGGCUUUCUGCGGAGGUGCCCACAGCCUGGGCAACGGGACAUGUGCUGGGGGGCCCUGGCUCAGCCAGGCCAAGGAGGAGCAGGACAGAGGGAGCCUGUCCAGCAUGUGUUUCUCCCGACAGCAGAGUCCUAAGUCUCGUAGGAAGCCUAUGCUGAAAUGCAGUCUUUGCAAAAAGAGUUUCUCUUGCACCUUUUCCCUUCAGCGGCACUUGCAAACCCACUUGCGGGACAGGCCGUAUUGCUGCUCCGCCUGCAAGAAAUGUUUCACACGCAGAACUCACCUCUCACGCCAUGAGAAAAUACACGACCGCCAGAAAGCCCUGGCUGCACUCCAACAGCCUGCGACGGCCCAGCCCGCAACCGCCGUGCCAGCACCCCGGCAGCCCCGGCCACAAGGAGCCCCGGAGGCACCCGCGGGCAGGAGCAUUCCUCGCUCAGCAGCUCAGGCAUCCGAGAAAAACAUUAGCCCUGUGGCCACCACAGCCAAAGCAGUUCCAGCAAAUGUGCUCCUGCUUGGUCCUGCAGAACUCAGACCACCAGACAAGAACUGCCACAUCCGUGGCUGGG